AUGUCGCUAGAUUUUGAUGAUGACAAUAUCAGCAAUCUACGAAGCGCUUUACUUGACUCUGUUUUGAUUUCUUUACCGUUCUUUCUUCUUCUUUUUCUUCUUCUUCUUUUUCUUCUUCUUCUUCUUUUCUUCUUCUUCUUCUUCUUCUUCUUGUUCUUCUUCUUCUUCUCCACCUCCUUCUUCUUCUUCUUCUUCUUUGAAUAUUUAACCGCUAAGAAGGCGACUAAACGCCGUAAACACAGAUGCCAGUCCAGUCUUCUUCAGUCGGGGGCCUUCCUCACUGACCGAUGUGUUCGCCUCCCACUAGGAGGCGGAGACCGACAUCUUUAUUUCUUUCCUUCUUUCUUUCUUUCUCUCUUUUUUUUUUUUUUUUUUUUUCUGUGCGCGUCUCGUCUCAUAAACCAUUUCAAUAUUCCCUGGCUAUUCCCUCCUAAACUAAACUCUUCUCUCUCUCUCUCUCUCUCUCUCUCUCUCUCUCUCUGGGCGUGCGGGUAUGUGCGUGAUACUACUGAGAUUUUGUAUGAAUGCGGGUGUGUACGUUAA
Messenger RNA from Acanthosepion pharaonis, 543 nucleotides. Lineage: Eukaryota; Metazoa; Mollusca; Cephalopoda; Sepiida; Sepiidae. The record is from the annotation of a GenBank genome assembly.